CUUGAUUUCGAAAGUUUAAUGCCAAGACCUCGAAAUUUUGCUACGUGACGAGGCACGUGUUCCAAAGGGAUUAUCGGAGCUCACGAAGUUGCUGCACGGUGGAGCUUGGCCAAGCACCUCACUUCGGAGCGCCACUGAUUUCAAAGCAAUUGUACGGAAAAUGGCUGUCAACACCCCUUUCCAGACCGUUUUCGCGGUACCCAUGACAUGUGACAGCUGCGUCAAGGAUGUGUCAGAGUCUUUACACAAGCUCAAGGGUAUCACCAAGGUGGAGGCCAACCUCCAGAACCAGUUAGUCUCAAUUGAAGGAACAGCGCCACCAUCUGCAAUUGUCGGAGCCAUUGAGGCCACAGGCAGAGACGCCAUCUUGCGAGGGUCAGGGGCUUCAAACAGUGCCGCGGUCAGUAUUCUCGAGACAUUUCAUCGUCCAGACGGGGACCAGUCGUCUGUGGCACCUGUUGAGGGAGACGAUGACAGCGAUAGAGAUGUCAAGGGCUUGGCACGGAUGGUUCAGGUGUCGCCUACGGUGACCCUGGUGGACCUCACGCUGCGCGGCGUAACCCCGGGCACAUACCGGGCAACGAUCCGGGAAUACGGCGAUCUCAAGGACGGGGCGUCGUCGACGGGGCCCGUGUGGGCUGGGGAAGCGGCUGCAACCAAGCCUCGAGGAUUUCUAGGGACCGUCGCGGUUGGGAAGGAUGGGAGGGGAAGCGCUUUCCUCGACAGCCCCUUCAAGGUGUGGGAGGUUAUCGGUCACGCCAUGGUUGUUUCCAAACAGGACGAGAGCGAUGGUUCGCCAUUGAAGAACGACGAGGAUACUGUGCUUGGCGUGGUUGCACGAAGUGCGGGCAUGUGGGAUAAUGACAAGACUGUCUGCUCGUGCACAGGCAAGACGUUAUGGGAAGAGAGGAAGGAUGAGGUGAGGAAGGGAAUGCUCUGAGAGGAGUUGGAUACCGGACGCCACUGUGUCACCUCUGAGGUCCAAGAGCCAGAUAUGUAUUCCCAAGAAUAUUCUCUCGUUAAGGCAACUUGCAGAAGGUCAUUGACCAUCAAGGUAUCGAGAUGGAAGUAUGGGAGGUUGAUCCUCAGCUUGCCACCUAACUAACCCCCCAACCACGAUCGCUCCCUGAACGCUCGUCGGACAGGCCUAGUAAUGGACGUGGGUGUUGAAUUAAGUCUCCG
This is a messenger RNA of Phialemonium atrogriseum, 1182 nucleotides long. Its product is annotated as heavy-metal-associated domain-containing protein. Gene Ontology annotation, molecular function: superoxide dismutase copper chaperone activity; copper ion binding. The record is from RefSeq and is a predicted model, not a curated record. The coding region runs from base 161 to 940 and encodes 259 amino acids. Gene Ontology annotation, biological process: superoxide metabolic process. Lineage: Eukaryota; Fungi; Ascomycota; Sordariomycetes; Cephalothecales; Cephalothecaceae. The transcript has 5 exons. Gene Ontology annotation, cellular component: cytoplasm.